Molecule: messenger RNA, 6228 nt
Organism: Pogoniulus pusillus (Red-fronted tinkerbird)
Lineage: Eukaryota; Metazoa; Chordata; Aves; Piciformes; Lybiidae
Gene: THSD7B
Product: thrombospondin type 1 domain containing 7B
Exons: 29
Coding region: 243-5057 (1604 amino acids)
Biological process (GO): actin cytoskeleton organization
Cellular component (GO): plasma membrane
Source: RefSeq, a predicted model, not a curated record
UUUUCGCUCUCUGCCUCCUGCUUGCUGGUCUCACCGUGCUGUUUGCUGCUGCUAUUUGUUUUGCCAUGUGGCCGUGACCCACGAGGUGGACAAGCCUAUUGCCAUCACAUCUGAAAGUCGGUGACUUGGUUUUCUGACGGCCAUAGACAGUAACUGCAAUGCUGAAGACACUGGACGAGUUGCUCCUCCUCAGCUCAUCUGUGUGAGGACCAAAGAAGACAAGAGACUGAAUUAUCUGAAUUAUGCUUCUACAACAGAACUGGGUUUCUCCUCAUUGGGCAUGGCAGAGCCUGGGGAAGUCCUUCCUUCUGUUUGUUUUCUUAAUGUUACAAACAGCUGACCUGGAAGCCAGGAGAGGUCAUCAGUUUGUCUGGAAAGCAGGUCACUGGGGACGGUGCAUAGGCGACUGCGGCUUAGGAGGUGUUCGGAGCCGGGCCGUCUGGUGCACCCACGUGGAGGGCUGGACGACGUUCCACGCCAACUGCGACCAGAAGGACAAGCCUGAAAACCAGAGGCGGUGCUUUAAAGUCUGUGACUGGCACCUGGAGCUGUUUGAGUGGGAGGUUUCGGGAUGGGACAGGUGCGGGCUUGUCCCCUCUGCUGGCAGUGAGGGGGAGGCUGGGGCUUGUGUCACUGCCCAGCACGGGCUGCAGCGCCGCAGCGUCCGCUGCCUCCAGAAGCUGAACCGGACCGUCGUCGCCAGCGAGAUCUGUGAGUAUUUCACACCGCAGCCGCCUGCCGAGCAAGCCUGCCUGGUGCCCUGCCCAAGGGACUGCGUCGUCUCCCAGUUCUCCGGCUGGUCCGAGUGUGGCACAGGCUGUGCCAAGAGCCUGCAGCACCGGACCAGGGCGGUUAUCGCUCCUCCUCUGUAUGGGGGCGCCCCGUGCCCGAAUCUGACUGAAUCCAGAGCCUGCAGCACCCCUGCCUGCCCCCUCGGGGAGGAGAAGCGCACCUACAGCCUCCGAGUGGGGUCCUGGGGUGAAUGCCGGCUGCCCCAUCCUAAGCACGCCGAAUUGGAGGGGAGGACUAUGCUGGAUUUGGGUUCAGACUCUGGAGAGCGAAGCACAUCUGGACUUCAAGGCUCCAGAGCCCACCACCGUCCCAGGGAGGUGGAGAUCGGUUACCAAACCAGGCAGGUCAGGUGUGUAAGGAGCGAUGGAAAGAAUGCAGCGCUGAGCCUGUGUGUGCAAGAUGCUGUCCCUUUGACCUUCAAGUCUUGUGUCGUGGCUAAAGACUGCGAAACAUCUGAGUGGUCUGCAUGGAGCCCCUGCUCGCGGACCUGCAGCUGGGGAGAGCUGGCCCCGGGCUUCCGGAGCCGACGCCGUGGCGUGCGGAGCCUGGCAGUGGGCACCGGGAAGCAAUGCCCGGAGCUGGAGGAGAGGGAAGCGUGCAACAGAGGAGGGAAGGAGCUGCUGCAACCUUGCCCCAGGUUUGCGUGGAGGACUUCUGAAUGGAAAGCUUGCCAAGUGUCUCUCCUCCUUGACCAGCAGGACUCUCACCACCACAAACAUUCAGGCCUUUGUGGAGGUGGCAUACAAACCCGAGAAGUCUACUGUGUCCAAAUCACCAUGGAACUUGGGGUGCACCGACUGAAGGAAGUUACUAGACCAGUUGAUGGGAAGCUGUGCCUGGGUCCUGCUCCCUCCGCCUCCCAGCUGUGCGACCUGCCCUGCCUGUCUGAGUGUGUGGUGUCCUCCUGGUCGGGGUGGGGUCCCUGCCUUCCUGAGAACUGCCAGGACCACCACGGAAGAAGAGGCUUUAGAAUGAGGCAGAGGCAAGUGAUUGUCGAUCCUGUGGGCACCCUGGCAGGUUGUCCACAUUUAAUCGAGUCUAUUCCUUGCGAAGACCCAGUGUGUUACGAGUGGAUCAUUUCAGAAGGAAUAUGUGUGACUAACCAUGGCAAAUGUGGACCUGGAAAGCGUGUGCUGGCAGCUGUGUGCAAGAACAAGAAAGGUGAGGAAGUGCCACAUCACCUCUGUCCAGGGGUGCCCCAUCCUGAAGUCGCGGCUUGUGAAAUCCCUUGUGCAACAGACUGUGUGAUCAGUGAGUGGUCCCCAUGGUCCCCGUGUACCCACACAUGCUCCACUAAAAAUGCUGAGGGCAGUCAAAGCAGGAGUAGGUCUAUCUUGGCCCUUCCAGCUGAGGGGGGCAAAGCCUGUCCCCCUGACCGAGCCCUACAGGAGCACCGUGCCUGUAAUGAUCAUCCAUGUGUGCAUUUCUUCUGGGAGACUUCUCCAUGGAGCUCUUGCUCUGAAGAUGCUCUGGUAACUGCGCUCAACAGAACCCUUAAUUGGAGUGGAGAAGCCUCUUGUGGAGUAGGCAUACAGACGAGGAAGGUCUUCUGCAUGAAGAGCACUUCUGGCCAGGUCACACCUAAAAGGUGUCCAGAGUCCAUCAGACCCGAGACUGUGCGUCCAUGUCUCCUCCUCUGCAAGAAAGACUGCGUUGUUACUCCUUUCAGUGAGUGGACUCGCUGUCCAACAGCAUGUCAGCCUGGCAAUGCCACUGCAGUUAAGCAGUCCCGGUACAGGAUUGUCGUUCAGGAUGCUGCUAAUGGAGGACAGGCCUGCCCAGACACGUUGUAUGAGGAAAGAGAAUGUGAAGAUAUUCCCAUCUGUCCAGUGUAUAGGUGGAAGACUCACCGCUGGAGUCACUGUGUGCUGGUGCCCGAUUCGGUGCGGCAGGGCAUGCUGGGACACACUGAGGCAUGUGGACACGGAUUGCAGUCAAGAGCUGUGACAUGCCUGUCAGAGCACAACGACUCGGCCGAUAUCGGGCACUGCAUGCGGUGGGCUGGAGCUAUGCCAUCUCUUGUGCAGGAGUGCCACGUUCCCUGCAAAGAUGACUGCACAUUUACUCCCUGGUCUAAAUUUACAGCGUGCUCCUUUGACUGUGAAUCAACCAGGAGUAGGAGACGGUCACUCACAGGGAGAAGCAGAAAGCGAGACAAAUGCCAGAAUACAGAACUUUAUCCUCAAGUUGAAACAGAGCUGUGCCCCUGUGAGGUGUUUACCUCCCAGCCCCAUGGAAAUUGGUCCGACUGCAUUGUUGGAGAAGGUACAUCCGAGCCACAGUUGGGAGCACGACCCCACAGAGCUGCCAAGGAGUGUGGCGAAGGUGUGCGACUGCGAGCUCUUGCCUGCUACGAUAAGACUGGCAGGCUUGUGGAACCAUCUCACUGUAGCAGCUCAGGUUACAUUGAAGAAUCUUGCACGGUCCCCUGCCCAUUUGAUUGCAAAUUAAGCGAUUGGUCCAGUUGGUCCCCUUGCAGCUCUUCUUGCGGACCAGGGGUGAAAGUCCGAUCCAAGUGGCUUAAGGAGAAGCCGUACAAUGGAGGACGUCCUUGCCCAAAGCUGGAUCUCAAGAAUCAGGUGUAUGAGGCAGUCCCAUGCUACACCGAGUGCAAUCAGUAUUCCUGGGUAGUAGAACCGUGGUCUUCGUGCAAAAUCAACAGCGAACAGAAUUCCCUCCACUGUGGAGAAGGAAUACAAACGAGGAAAGUCAGGUGUGUGAGUGCUGCUGAGGACCAUGGAGGGGAGACUGUGCCCAAUGCACUAUGCAAUCAGGAUGACAUCCCAGAUACGAUGCAGAAGUGUAGCUUGUACUGUCCCAGUGAGUGUGCGGUGUCUGACUGGGGACAGUGGAGCAAGUGUCCGCAGGUGUGCGAUCCCACUGUUGUGCAAACCCGAACUCGACAAGUGCUGAGAUCUUCUGUCAACACAAAGCCCUGCCCUGAAGUGUCACAAAUGAAGCCAUGUAUUCUUAACCAAAACUGCUUCCAAUACCAGUACAAUCUAACAGGCUGGAGUGGGUGCCAGCUGGGUGCCAAUGCCACAUGUGGGCACGGAGAGCGGCGGCGCCUCCUGAGCUGCCGGCGCAGCGACGGGGCCAUUGUCAGCACUCAACUCUGCCAGCGGCUUCGCCUGGAGAAGCCUGUGCAGUUGAGCAGUCGGUGUGUGGUGGGCUGCACAGUGGACUGCCGACUCUCAGCCUGGUCAGCCUGGUCACAGUGUUCCCACACGUGUGGUGCUGGUGGCCAGAUGGUGCGUGAGCGCUCAGUGGUCCUGCAGGCAGCAGGUGAGGGCAGACCCUGCCCAGAGCAGCUCACCCAGCACAGGAGCUGUCCGGUGAAGCCCUGCUACAGUUGGCAGCUGGGCCCAUGGUCUCCCUGCAGAGUCCAGGGUGGGCAGUGUGGAGAUGGAUUGCAAGUCCGCAACCUGACGUGUGUGGUGCAUGAUGCAUCUGUGUCAGCUACAUCCAAGCCAGUAGAAAAUGCAUUAUGUGGUGAGCUGCCCUUGAAGGAGAGUGUGCUGCAGUUACCAUGCUCUGUGCCUUGUCCAGGUGACUGCCAUCUGACAGAGUGGUCAGAGUGGAGCUCCUGUGAGCUCACCUGCAUCAAUGGCAGAAGCUUUGAGACAACAGGUCGCCAGUCCCGAUCCAGGGCAUUUAUCGUUCAGUCUCCUGAGAACCAGGAAAGCUGCUCUGGACAAGUGAUGGAAACACAGCCUUGCUCAGGAGGGAAGUGUUAUGACUACCUGUGGAAAACCAGCCUUUGGCGAGACAACGUACGCACGGUGUGGUGUCAGCGCUCAGAUGGAAUAAAUGUCACAGGAGGAUGUGCUCUUCGGACCAAACCUGCAGAAGUUCGGCUCUGCAGCCCCCCGUGCAGAAAACCUUUCUCUUACUGCACACAGAGAGGAGUCUGUGGCUGUGAGCGAGGAUAUACAGAAAUAAUGAGAUCAAAUGGUGUCCUGGAUUACUGCAUGAAGGUACCAGGUUUGGAAGAUAAGAAAGCUGAUGUUAAGACCAUUGCUGGAAAAAAUAAACCUAUCAACUCAAAAAUGCACGACAUUUUCAAAGGAUGGUCUAUUCAACCUUUUAAUCCAGAUGGUAAACUAAAGAUGUGGGUGUAUGGAGUAUCAGCUGGUGGGUUCCUCAUCAUAGUUUUCCUCAUUUUUACAUCCUACCUGAUGUGCAAAAAAACAAAGCAGCAUCAAAGCACUCCGCCACAGCAGAAGCCUCUAACCUUAGCCUACGAUGGAGACAUUGACAUGUAACAUGAAAAAAACAAAUCCAAAUGUAGACAUCGACUGCCUUAACUGCUUUCUUUUUUGGAACUCUCCGACUUCUCAGUUUUUUGAGGAAUCUCUUGAUGUGUAAUAUACUGGGCAGAAGUAUUGCAAGCUUAAAAUUUUGCCACCUCUUUAUUAUAGACACAAAAAAAAAAAAAAAAAGGGGGGGGGGGGCAGGAAAAAUGGAGUCAAAGACUUGGAUAUUGUGAAAUUUUUCUGAGGAGACCAGAAAAUACAUCUCUUCCUGUUGAGCAAUGGGAAUUAAAAACUAUACAAGAGAAUCUACAGGCAUCAAAAGGAAUUAGUGGAAAAGAGGGAAAAGGAAAAGGAAAAAAAAAAAAGGCAUGACAAUCCUGAGGAAAAUGUGACAUUUACUGUAAAUGACAAGUUUGACACAGCAUCAUUAUGCACUAUAUUAGUGCAGGUUCUUUAUUCUUCACGUUUCAGCAAUGAGUUUUCUAAGUGUUUACAUUUCAUUCAAAGACUUUCAAAACCAGAUCAUUUCCCUUGCUUUGGGAAACGCAAGGAAGAAUGAGUCAACGUGUCUGAAGUUAUCAGGGUUUCUAAAGUUUCUUCCUUCUUAGCCUGUUUUCUAGUCUGGGAUAUGAUUUGGCUUCAUUUCCACCUACAGGACAGAAGAAGGAUUGUUGUGGGAAAAAAAGCAUAGGUGGCUUCUUAGCCCCAAGUAUUUUUUAAAGAGUUGAUAGGUAGGUGUUUUGAUGAAUGGCUAGAGGAGCUGAUUGUUUAGAAAGCCUUUUCAAUCCAACCAGACCCAUGUAGAUCCAUUCCAGCCAGUUUUGAAUCGUUCUUCCUUUUAAUUACUACGAAUCCUGCUUUUGUAUUUCAAUUUUCUUAACCUGAAAUGUUUAUAAAUUCUUUUUUUGAAUUUAAUUAACCUGACCUCAUUUAAUCCACAUCAAACACAAAUGCAGUUUGUAGAGGGUCUUGCUUUUUUAAGUGUUUGGAGCACCGCUGAGAGGUUACCAUGUUGUAAACACCUGGGAGCAUUUGAAGAGGGUAAGUGUUUCUAGUAGUGUGUGUCGCAAGUAAGAAAGUGCCAUCUUGUGGUAUUGACUUGUAUUUAUAAGAAAAUAAAAUGCUAAAGGGGGUGAGAAAUUUGCUUCUGGUAUGUGGAAUUAAAUGUGUGUAAACAACA